Molecule: messenger RNA, 1086 nt
Organism: Fusarium falciforme
Lineage: Eukaryota; Fungi; Ascomycota; Sordariomycetes; Hypocreales; Nectriaceae
Exons: 1
Coding region: 55-1086 (343 amino acids)
Molecular function (GO): oxidoreductase activity
Source: RefSeq, a predicted model, not a curated record
GAGAAACCUGCUCUGUCAAGAAUCGGAGACCUUACACAACUCACCGAGAAUCGAAUGAGGGGAUUUAAAUACUCUAUUCUGCCUCGAUCACGCCUUGAUCCUCGCUUAAUUACCAUCAGCAGACUACAACGAGUACGAACAACCCGACAGGCAUCAUCCUACACCACUCCCACAAUGACCACCGGAGUCUUCAGAUACAUUGACCCAGCGUCAAGUGUUGGUGCCGACGGAUCUCGCGUCAAGCCUUGGAGCAAGGUUGACGUCGACCAAACGUCUUUCAAGCGUACAGAAAAAAAGCGCUCCGUCAUCAACAUCCGCGAGGCCGCCCGCUCAACACCAUUUGGAGUUGACGUCUCUGGCUUCGACGUCUUCACCUCUCCCGCCAAGGAAACUGCAUUUACCGACGAUGAGGCGGUUCGUAAUGGAUACUAUGCCGAAGUCGAGGAGCUGCUGCGGAAGAAGAUCCCCGGGAUUAAGAAGGUUGUAAUUUUCGACCAUACCAUUCGGAAGCGAGAAAAGGACAGCGCGCGUCAGCCUGUGCAGCAACUGCAUGUCGACCAAACCCCUGGCGCAGCGGAGGCCCGAGUCAGACGUCAUAUUGAGGACCCUGCCGAGGCAGAGGAGCUGACCAAGGGCCGGUAUCAGAUCAUCAACGUCUGGAGGCCGAUUGGACAUGCUGCGACCGAUUUUCCCCUAGCUGUGGUUGAUUGGAGGACUACACAGCCCGAAGAUUUGAUCGGUGUUGAUCUGCUCUAUCCCCAACGCAAAGAUGGCGAUGAUGAGGAUGAUCGUGGAAAGGAGGUGCGCCCAGACGAGUCAACAUUCACCUCAACCGAAGGAUACGAAGUGCGAGGAGAGACCUACGCUGUCGCACCAAGCGACAAGCACAAGUUCUAUUACGCCAAGGACAUGACUCCUGAAGAGGUCAUGCUGAUCAAGUGCUUCGACUCGAGGAGUCAAGGAUUGCCUGGAGGCAAAGAGGGGUUGGCGGGGCUUACUCCUCACACUGCUUUUGUUGAUCCUGCUACGCCGGCUGAUGCGAAGGGUCGACAGAGCAUUGAGGUGCGCUGCUUGGUGUUCUACUAG